Messenger RNA from Aspergillus melleus, 708 nucleotides. Its product is annotated as putative isochorismatase family hydrolase. Bases 1 to 708 code for a protein of 235 amino acids. Lineage: Eukaryota; Fungi; Ascomycota; Eurotiomycetes; Eurotiales; Aspergillaceae. The transcript has 3 exons. The record is from RefSeq and is a predicted model, not a curated record.
AUGCAGUUCAAGUCCCUUCUCCCCACCCUCGCCAUUCUGGCUUCCACUGCUCAGGCAUGGAACCGUCUUGAUAAGGACAACGCCGCCCUUUUGAUCAUCGAUCACCAAGUCGGUCUCACCCAGCUCGUGCGCGACAUCGGCACCAACGACUUCCGCAACAACAUGCUGGCUCACUCCGCUCUGGGCAAUAUCUUUGACCUGCCCACCGUCCUGACCACCUCUUCGGACACUGGCCCCAACGGUCUCAUGCUCAAGGAGAUUCUUGACAUGCACCCCAACUCCACUCUGGUGCAGCGCCAGGGCGAGGUCAACGCCUGGGAUAACAAGGCGUUCCGGGAAGCCGUCAAGGCGACUGGCAAGAAGCAGUUGAUUAUCGGCGGUAUCGUUACCGAAGUUUGCACCGCCUUCCUGGCUCUCUCUCUCAUCGAUGAGGGAUACGAGGUCUUCGCCAACACCGAGGCCAGCGGUACCUUUGACGUGAAGCUCGCUGAGGACGCCAACCGCCGCAUGGAGAAGGCCGGUGUCACUCUGACCGGUUUCUUCGGCAUCGUUUGUGACCUCAUGCGCGACUGGCGUUCUAAGCCCGGUCUCACCGAGAUCCUGCCCUACCUUGACAAGUACCAGUUCGCGUACGGAUUGGCUGCCCGCCACCACGCCGGAGCGUUGACCAACGGAACUCUGGCCCCUGUUGAGGAGCUGUUGAUCUAG